AUGGCAGGUGAGAGAAGAAAGUCCGCCAUUCAUGGGGUGAGCAUCCGGCAGCUGGUGGAGGAGAUCCCCGAAGGCGGCAGCACACCAGACUUCCAGCAGAAGCCCGUCGCCUUGGCGCUGCAGGAAGGGAAAAAUGCCAUCUUUCGGGCCCUGGUCUGUGGGGAGCCCAAACCUGAGGUUUGUUGGCAGAGCACCAAAGGUAACCUCAGGAACUCCAGCAAGUACCAGAUCUCCUCCUCCUCCGGCAGCAAUGAGCAUGUGCUACAGAUCAACAAGCUGACGGGUGAGGACUCGGACCUGUACCGCUGCACCGCAGUGAACGUCUAUGGAGAGGUCACAUGCUCCACGAGGCUCCUGGUCAUCGAAGUUGGCUUUCGGAAGAAUCGGAAGAGGCACAAGGAACCCCAGGAGGACCUCAGGAAGGAACUGAUGGACUACCGAAAUCUUCUGAAAAAGAGGGCCCCGCCUCCCACCAAGAAAAAGGUGGACCUGGAGCAGGUGUGGCAGCUUCUGAUGACGGCCGACCGCAAGGACUACGAGCGGAUCUGCCUGAAGUACGGCAUCGUGGACUACCGGGGCAUGCUGCGCAAGCUGAAGGAGCUGCGGAAGGAGCGCGAGGACAAGAUGGCGCCGUACGUUAACGCCAUCUCCAACUUGAGACACAUCAGGGUCAGCAAGGAGGGGGUCGCGACAUUUGAUCUGGAGCUGGAUCUCAAGUAUUCCGGGAGCAAGAUUCACCUGUAUAAGGAUGGUGAGAUGAUCCCCUACAGCUUUGAUAACCAGACUAAGCGCUGUCUGCGGCGGCUGGGGAAGCGCUACCAAUUCCAGAUCCGGGACCUGCAGCCUGAGGAUGCCGGCAUUUACCAGAUCAAGGUGGAGGAUGCCGAAGUCUUCUCCACAGAACUGGAUGCUAGUGCCAUCCCCUCCAGAGUGGUUGUCCCGCUGGCUGAGGCGCACUGUGAAGAGCACGGUGAGGCUGUCUUCGAGUGCAUUCUCUCCAGCCCCUGCCCCAACGCCGCCUGGAAUUUCCGGCACCGGCCACUCCAGCCCAGCAACAAAUAUGAAGUGUUUGUGUCCCCUGAUGGGCUGACCCAUAGGCUGGUGGUAAGGGGGGCCCAUUUCUCAGACAUGGGCCCCUACUCACUGGGCACUGGGUUCCACAGUUCUACUGCCUGGCUGGUGGUUGAAGCAGGGAAGGAUAGAAACCUUCUGACUGCAAGUGCUGGCCAUCAGCUGCAAGCCCAAGGAGCCCAGACCUCAGAAGCAGAAGAUUCCAGGAGCAUCAGCGGCAAGGGAGGGGAACCCAGAGAGCAGGGUCUGCUGGAGGGCUCCCUUAAUGGGGCCAGGCCUGCUUCUGGGCUACAGUUCACAGCUGACCUAGAGACAGGCGACCCUGGUGGGCAUGGCUACUCCCUGAUAGGGAGUGAUGGGGCAGCUGGCUCAGCCUGGGGCCUUGGGCAGGCAGGAAAGGGCUUUCUGGAAGUAGAGGGAAGCACAGUCACUCCCUUUGGGGAAAAUCAGCUCCACAGAGAGGGAGGCUGGGGCAGAAGCCUUCCAGGGAGCCCCUAUGUACAGGGAGAGGGCCUAGAAUCAGGUUUAGGUCUCAUGGAAGGUCAACAGCAAGAUCAUGGCAGAGACAGUGAUGGGGACAGAUGCGGUAGGACCGCAGGAAUUUGGGAGGUUGAGUCCAGGUACCCUCAAGUGGGAGGACUGGGGGGCAGCGGGGCAGGAGAGGAGUACAGAGAGGACCAUGGGAGUCCCCUGGACAGGUAUAGCCAGAAAAAACACUUCAGUGCUCAUUUGGGACCUGGGAGAGGAAAAACAGCCCUGAGGGGAUCCCAGUCUAGUCCUGAGGGCUCUUGGUCAGAAGGGGGAGUGAUGGAGAAGAUUUUGCAGGGGGAAAGCCUGGGUGAGGUGGAGGGAGGGGGUGAUCUGAGCAGGGAAAGACAGAGAGGAGCCACAGGGACAGUGUGGAGCAGGGGGACCAGUGUGGGGGAAGCUGGAGACAGCAGUGGGGCAGGUAGUCUUGGGGCCCAGGAGUAUCCUGGAGAAAGAGCUUCUAGCUCCAAGACAGGCAUAGGCCCUGAGUCCUGGGGCUCUCAGGGAGGCAGAGAUGUUGACGAUGAGGAAGCAGGGGGCUGCUGGGGGCCAGAGGAGUCUCAAGGGCAGAUAUCUAUAGGAAAGAACUCCCAAGAACCAUCACUACCUGGUAGCAGAGAAUUCCUCCUGGGACAAGGGGGGCCUGAGGCCAAAGCUGAAGGGUCACUACAGACAGCUGAUCGAGGCCCAGGGAAGUCUGUGGGUGGGGGAAAGCACUACAAAACCAGCCCUGCAGGCCCAGGAGGUCCCAGGGGCUGGGAGAGGAGCCUACAGGGGCCCAGGGGAAGGGAGGGCCAGGAGACAGCAGGAGACUUGGGUGAGGCAGGGGAUGGCUCCAGAAGCUUCCAGUAUUCCCAAGGCUGGCCAGUAGGUCAGUGGGGAGCAGAGGUUGCUGGCAGAAUAGAUUCUGGGAGCACAGGUCCUUGGGAUGACACAGGGUCCAGCCUCAGCAAAACCAGGGCCUACCACAGGCCUGGAAUAUUGGGGUCUGGUGAAGGGGAAGGUGGUGUGGGUGGUACCCAGGGGGCUGGACUAAUGGGGUCUGGUCAGGGAGUGGAUACCAGAAGCCACAGGCUAAUUGGGUCUCUAAGCCUGGGUGCUCAGGGUUCUGAGGGGACACUAGGAGACACUGAUGGAUUAAGAGGUCCAGGGGCAAUGGGUUCUGAACCAGAUUUCUGGAAUGGGUCAUGGAACUCCAGAAGAAAAGGACUCAGAAGUGAGACAGGCUACGAGGAUGGCUUAGGAGGUCCAGGGAGAAUGGAAUCUAGGUACGGCGAUGGCGUAGGGUAUGCUAGAGGAAUAGAUCCUGAAAAUGGGUCUGGCUGUAGUGAUGGCUCAACAGUGUCAGGAGAAAUGGGAUCUGGUUAUGGCACUGGUUGUGAAGUUGCCUCUGGGGCACCUGGGGGAACAGAGUCUGAGGAAGGGGGUGGUUAUAGGCAUGGCUCAGGGGUGCCUGGGGGAAUAUGGUCUGGAAACAAUGAUAGUUAUGGUCCUGCAAUAAGGGGGUCUGGGAGACUUGCUAAUCUCAAGAGUGGCUCAGAUGGCCCUGAUAGAGGGCCCAUGGGUGAAGCCAGGAUGCCUCCAGAUGCCAGGGAUGCAUCCAAAGGCCAGGGGGAUACUGGCCCUGGGGGAAGGCAUCAUUCCAGUGGUGGCCUAGGAAGUCCUGGGACAGUGGGGUCUGUGGGUAGAGGUGGCCUUGGGGCCUCUGCAACCAUGGAGCCUGAUGAGGAGGGACAUGUAGAAGCAGAACCAGGGGUCUCUGGAAGAAUAAGUCCUUGGGGUCAGACUGGAGACCAUGGGGACUUCAGAGCCUCAGGGGCUCUGGGGGCCUUUGGAGAAGGAGGCCAUGAAGAUGGCUCUGGGGAGGCAGGAGCCAUGGAGCCAAGGUAUCUGAAGGCAGGAGGCAAAGUGAAUGAUGGGGUUGGGACCAGGGACCUUGGUGUUAGGGCCUCUGGAGCUAGAGCUGGUCAUUGGGAUGAUACCAGGUUCCCUGAGGCACUGGCUCCUCAUGCUAAGGCCAGUUCUGAGAGCCAAGAGACUUAUGGGUCUGGUGGCGUGCCUGGUCUUGCGGGUGGAUCAGGAAUUCGAGGGUCUCAGCAAAUUGGAAAGAGAACAGCUUAUAGAGGAAGGUCAAAGGGUCUUGGGUCUGGGGGGAUGGGGCCAGGGGGUGAGGCAGGUUAUAAGGAUAGUAUUGGGGUUUCUGGGGAAAUGGGGUCAGUAGAUGAGGCAGACUAUAGGAAAGAUUUGGGAACUCCUGAGGGAAUGGGUUCAUUGGGUAAGGCAGAUCAUAGGGAUGAUUUAGGGGGUUCUGGGAGAACUGAGUCAGGGGGGGGUGAGGCAGGUUAUAGGGAUGGCUUGGGAGGUUCCAGGAAAAUGGGGUCAGGGAGCGAGGCAGGUUAUAGGGAUGGCUUAGGAGGUCCUAGGAGAAUUGGGUCAGGUGGUGAAGUAGGUUAUAAGGAUGGUUUAGGAGGUUCUGGGAGGAUGGGGAAUGGGGAUGGGGGUGAGGCAGGUUAUGGGGAUGGCUUGGGAGGUUCCAGGAAAAUGGGGUCAGGGGGUGGGCCAGGUUAUAGGGAUGGCUUAGGAGGUCCUGGGAGAAUUGGGUCAGGUGGUGAAGUAGGUUAUAAAGAUGGUUUGGGGGGUUCUGGGGGAAUGGGGAUGGGGGAUGAGGCAGGUUAUGGGGAUGGCUUGGGAGGUUCUGGGAGAAUUGGGUCAAAGGGUUACGGGGAUGGCUUGGGGGAAUCUGGGAGAAUGGGGAUGGGGGGUGAGGCAGGUUAUGGGGAUGGCUUGGGAGGUUCCAGGAAAAUGGGGUCAGAGGGUGGGCCAGGUUAUAGGGAUGGCUUAGGAGGUCCUGGGAGAAUUGGGUCAGGUGGUGAAGUAGGUUAUAAGGAUGGUUUGGGGGGUUCUGGGAGAAUGGGGAUGGGGAGUGAGGCAGGUUAUGGGGAUGGCUCGGUAGAUUCUGGGAGAAUUGGAUCAAGGGGUGAGGCAGGUUAUAAGGAUGGUUUGGGGGGUUCCGAGAGAAUAGGAGCAGGAGGUGAAGCAGGUUAUGGGGAUGGCUUGGAGGGUUCUGGGAGAAUGGGGAUGGGGGGUGGGGCAGGUUAUAAGGAUGGUUUAGGGGGUUCUGGGAGAAGGGGAUCAGAGGGUGAGGCAGGUUAUGGGGAUGGCCUGGGGCAUUCUGGGAGAAUUGGGUCAGGGGGUGAGGCAGGUUAUAAGGAUGGUUUGGGGGGUUCUGGGAGAAUGGGGAUGGGGAGUAAGGCGGGUUAUGGGGAUGGCUUGGGAUGUUCUGGGAAAAUGGGGUCAGGGGAUGCAGGUUAUAGGGAUGGGGCCAGUGGGGCAGGUUAUAGGGAUGGUUUAGGAGGUCCUGGGAGACUUGGGUCAGGGGGUGAAGCAGGUUAUAAGGAUGGUUUGGGGGGUUCUGGGAGAAUUGGGUCAGGGGGAGAGGCAGGUUAUGGGGAUGGUUUGGGGGAUGCUAGGGGACUGAGGUCAGGAAGUGAGUCUGAUUAUAGGGGAGGCUCAGGAGGAUCUGGAGAAAUGGGGUCAGAAGGUGAGGUGGGCUACAGAGAUGGUUCAGGGAAGUUCAGAGUAACAGACACACAGCCUGGAGUGGGAUAUGAAGGUGGACCCAGCAGCCAAGAAGCCGUAGAGCAUGGGUCAAGAUACUGGACAGCAUCAGAGAGGUCUGAUGGUGGCACAAGCUCCAAGCAUGGUUCAGAGACGGGCAGAGGAAUAGGGUUUGUGAAAGGAGCAUGUCCUGGAGUGGGUUUUAGGAUGGCCGGAAUGCCAGGCCCUGCUGAUGGCACAGCAUGCAGGGACGGCCCCUGGGACCCAGAGAUGCAGGGGAUUCGAGGUGAGCCACGGAUUCUUUCAGACGGGCAAGGCUCCAAGAAUGAUCUUGGGGGCUCUGGAACCUCAGGGGUUCCUGAGGGGCUGGGAGCCUUUGGCUCUAUGGGAAAACCAGGUGUCAGCGAGUGGCAAGAUGCUGCUGGGAAGCCAGGAUCUCCUGGGGACAGAGAGGCUCCCAGUAGGGAGGGCAGGUCUGCAGACCAAGCAGGGGGUAUGAGGGCUUCUGGAUUUCUUGAUGGUCGGGGGGCAGUGGAGGGCGAGACCUGGGCAGGGGCAGCUGCUCUGGGAUCUGGACGCGAGCAGGACUUCUGGAAAGCAGGGCCAGGGACAGCAGAUAGGAGUAGAGCAGCUGGCCUGGGGGGACUGGCACCUCAGGCAGGUGGGGACUCACCGCUGGGAGGCAGAAGGAUGGGAGCAACAUGCGGGCACUCAGUGGGCACAGGCCAGGUUCUGGACAACAGCUGGAUGCCUGGGGAAAGGGGUAAAUCAAUGUCAGGUUCUGCUGAUGGACAAGAGGUAAGCUACACUGGGGUCCCAGGCAGGGAAGACCAGGGGUUUGGCCAAGGCAGCAUAGGUGCUGGGAAUCAGGCCCCAGACUCCAGAGCUUCCAGAUCUCUGCAAGACAAAGAUGCCACUUUCGGGGGGACCCAUGAAGGGCCAGAGGGCUUCAGGGGCAGGAAGGGUGCUCUAGGCCAAGAAGGGUCUGGUGGGUGUCAAAACCCAUGGUUCUUGGAUAGCAAAGUUUCAGGUCCUGGAAGGGGCAAGUCUACUGGCUCGGGGGACUCAGGCAUCUUGAAUAAGGGGAAUUCCACUGACAGGGAGAAUGGCCUCACCCAAAAACGUGGGGAUUUAGGGCCUCAGGGAGCCUGGAAUGGUCUAGAUGGUCCGUUGGGCAGAAAAGACUCUAUGCACAGAUCUGGGGGCAUCCAGGGCCUGGGCUUUCAGCUAGACAAAGGACAAAGAAGAGAAAGAGGGUCCCUGGGGUAUCAGGGGUCCCUGGGGGCUGAGAAUGACAAAGCCCAAGGUCCAGGGGCCCUAAAGGAGUAUGAGGGAUGGGGAGCAGAAGAAUCUGGAGGGUCAGACAGAAGGCCUGGCCAGCUCAGGAGCAGGUCUCAAAGACCGUCAGGGGUGGAGCCUGGAACAGCAAAGAGGGGAGCAGAUGAGGCCAGAGGCUCGGGGCAGCCACUGGGAGGAGAGGACAGAGAGAGCCAAGGGGUGACUCUGCACGAAGACCAGAGCUGGGAGCCCCCAAGUCAUCUUGGCAGCUGGAGAGGUGGCCUGGAGGGCAAGUCAGACAUCUAUGGCCAGGGGAGGGAUGCCACCCAGAGUCCCAGAUCCAGAUACAAGCCUGGCACUGGUGGUUUCUCCAAGGAGGCCCAAGGCCCCCAGGGCCACUUCUCCCAGGGCCUGGCUAACACGGAAGUGCAGCAGGGAGAGGAUGCCAUGCUCUCCUGUACCCUCACCCACGACCUGGGCCCGGGUGCCUGGUUUAAAGAUGGAGUCAAGCUCAGCGCCCAAGAUGGAGUCAUCUUUGAGCAAGACAGUCUCGUGCACAGGCUCCUCAUUGCCCAUGUGCAAGGGACCCAGGCUGGGAGGUACACCUUUGUGGCUGGCAACCAGCGGAGCGAGGCCACCCUGAGUGUCUACAGUGAGGAUCGCCCCAAUGUCACAGAGAAACUGAGAGAGCCGCUGGUGGUCAAGGCUGGGAAGCCGGUGACAGUGAAGAUCCCCUUCCAGAGCCACCUCCCAGUUCAGGCUGCCUGGAAAAAGGACGGGGCUGAAGUGGUGGGCGGCAGCAGCCCCCCGGGGGCGCAGGUGGCCCUGGGGGCGCAGGUGGCCCUGGGGGACGGCUUCACUCGGCUGUGCCUCCCUAGCGCUGGCAGGAAGGAUGGUGACCGGGACAACGUGACACUGAGGAGCGAGGGCGGCUCUGUGCAGGCUGAGCUCACCCUGCAAGUUAAAGACAAGCCCCAGCCCCGACAAGGUCCCCUGGAGGUACAGGAUCUCCAGGGGGCUGGGGUCUGCCUCCACUGGCGGCCCCCAAACGACAGCGGGGGCCGGGCCGUGGAGCACUACGUGGUGGAGCGGCGGCAAGCUGGCCGGAGCACUUGGCUGAAGGCGGGCGAGCCCCCCUCAGACAUCAUGGCCUUCACCAAUGCCCACGUGGAGCAGGGCAGGAAAUACACCUUCAGAGUGUGGGCUGUGACCUCUGAGGGGGCGGGGGAGGCCCUGGAGUCCACAGAGGUGCUGGUGGCUCCUGAGGCUCUCCCUGGGGCCCCUUCAGGCCCAGCCAUCCAGUCGGCCUCCAGCCAGGGCAUCACGCUGACGUGGACGGCACCUCGGGGCCCUGGCAGUGCCCACAUCCUGGGCUACCUGAUCGAGAAGUGCAAAAAGGGGAGCAACAUCUGGACAGCAGUGAAUGCCCAGCCUGUGCCUGAGAGGAGGUGGACCGUGACGGAUGUGCGGCAGGGCUGUCCGUAUGAAUUUCGGGUCACGGCUGUGUCUCCCUCUGGUCCCGGAGAGCCUGGGCCCCCAUCGGAUGCUGUCUUUGCUCGGGACCCCAAGAGACCCCCUGGGCCCGUGCGGGACCUCCAAGUCAUAGACACGUCGCACACCAGCAUCACCUUGAGCUGGGAACAGCCGGAUGCACAGGAUGGGGACACAGCCCAAGGAUACGUGGUGGAGCUACGUGGCUCAGACAGUCUGCAGUGGAUUCCCUGCCACAAGGGCAUCGUACCAGUCACCAGCUUCACAGCCAAAGGGCUUCGGCCCCAAGAGAGCUACUUCGUGAGGGUGACAGCAGUUAACGACGGGGGCCUUGGCCAGCCCACCGCCCUGGACACGUUAGUGCAAGUCAUGCCGGUUGCAAUCCAUCCCAAGUUCCUCAUGGACUCCAGCACAAGGGACUCGCUGAUGGUCCGAGCUGGGGACACCAUUCGUGUGCCUGUCUCCUUUAAAGCUGUCCCCAUGCCUGAGGUGACCUGGCUGAAGGACGGCUUGCCCUUGCUUAAAAGUAAUGUGACCUCCACCAAGGAUGGCCUCACCCAGCUUCUGAUUCCCGUGGCCAGCUUCUCAGACAGUGGCCUCUACACUGUGGUGCUGAGGAACCUGCAGGGCGGGGAGGCUGCUUACCGCUUCUCCCUCAGGGUGGCAGCAUGCCCGAAGGCGCCCGGGCCCAUCCACCUGCAGGAGAACGUGCCCGGGACAGUGACGGCCGAGUGGGAGCCUUCUCCGGACGAGACUGGGGAUGUCCCCCUGUACUACGAGGUGCUGACGCGCUCCUCAGCGCACGGGCCCUGGUGCCAGGCGGCUGACCGCAUGCACACCAACCACUUCACCCUCCUGGGAGUGCUCCCUGGCCACGAGUACCACUUCCGGGUAGUGGCCAAGAACGAGCUGGGGGCCAGCCUGCCCUCAGAUACCAGCCAGCCCUGGUGCAUCCCCCGGCAGCGAGACAGGUUCCCAGUGAGGCGUCCAAGCUACCGGGAGCCUAACCUGAGCCAGAAGCCCCGGUUCCUGGUGGGCCUGCGGACCCACCUGCUGCCGCAGGGCUGUGAGUGCUGCAUGAGCUGUGCUGUGCACGGCUGGCCACGGCCCCAUGUCACCUGGUUCAAGGACGACCAGAGCCUGGCGGGAAACCCCGCAGUGUAUAGCACCGACGUGCUGGGCGUGUGCUCCCUCAUCAUCCCCAGCGUCUCCCCCAAGGACAGCGGCCGGUACAAGGCUGUGGCGGAGAACGCGCUGGGCCAGGCCAUCAGCACCGCCAGCCUCAUUGUCACAGGGCUGAGCUGGGUCCAGGCACCAGGCUCCUGCCUGGAGUGCCUUGCCCAGUCCCCGGCCACCAGCCUCUGCAAGACGCCGUGGAUGCCCCAGUCUCUGCGGAAAGGAGUGCGGGAGGCCCAAGAGGCUGCCUGGAAGCUGGAGCAGAGGGGAGGAGAACGUGCCUUAUAUGGCAGUGGCUGUGACAGUGUCACAGGCGCCUUCCCCAGGGUACUUGGGACAUGGAGUCCCGGGAGCCAGCACGUCGGGCUGGAGUCCGAGUUUGACCAGCCCCCACAGCAGCCUCUCCUCAACCCCUGUCUGGAGGUCCCGGAGGCCCAGCUCUCCAGCCCCACCGAGCGGCUGGAGCGGGCAGAAGGCUGCCAGGGCAGUGGGGUCCAGCAGCGGAAGGACCUGGAGUUCCAGGAGGGCACAGGUCGCUCGGAGGGGACAACAGAGGUCUCAGCCCCUUUCCUCUGA
Molecule: messenger RNA, 9678 nt
Organism: Odobenus rosmarus divergens (Pacific walrus)
Lineage: Eukaryota; Metazoa; Chordata; Mammalia; Carnivora; Odobenidae
Gene: IGFN1
Product: immunoglobulin-like and fibronectin type III domain containing 1
Exons: 28
Coding region: 1-9678 (3225 amino acids)
Molecular function (GO): protein binding
Source: RefSeq, a predicted model, not a curated record